CCCCGCCGCCGCUUUAUAACGGGGAUGGAGCCCCAUGGCCCCACACCACCCCUUCUCACCUAAGGCGGAGGCCGGAGCCAGCGGGCCAGCGGGCCAGGGGGCCAGCGGGUCAGCGGGCCAGCGGGUCAGCGGGCGAGGGCGGCCACGCUGAGGCUGCGGGCGGCGGCCCCACUUAGCCCGCACCCCCGUUCAUGCCCGGCCCGCCGGGACCGGCCCCAGCGGACCUCCCCGAUCCCCCCCGCUCAUCCUCCCGGGCGCCCGGCAGCGCCUGGCCUCCCACCAAGAAGCGGGGGUGGGUGGUGCCCGCGGCGCCUCCCCAGGGGCCCCCCCACCCGAGGUGCCCCCCCUUCCCCUAGGUGUCCCCGCCAGCCGCCCCGCAGCCUCCCCGGCCGCUGUCACCAUGCUCCCGCGGCUCUGGGCCCGGAUGGUCACCUCCCACCUGCUCCUGCUGCUGCUCCAGCUCCCCCACACUCGUCCCCACCGCUCCUCCGGACCCCGGUUUCUCAUAAGUGACCACGAUCCCCAGUGCAACCUUCACUGCUCCCGCUCUCAGUCCAAACCCCUGUGCGCCUCGGAUGGCCGGAGCUACGAGUCAACGUGCGACUACCAGCGGGCCAAGUGCCGGGACCCCACCCUGGGUGUGGUCCACCGAGGCCGUUGUAAAGAUGCUGGCCAGAGCAAGUGUCGUCUGGAGCGAGCACAGGCCCUGGAGCAGGCCAAGAAGCCGCAGGAGGCCGUGUUUGUUCCAGAAUGCAGCGAGGAUGGCGCCUUCACACAGGUGCAGUGCCAUACGUACACUGGAUACUGCUGGUGUGUCACUCCGGAUGGCAAACCUAUCAGUGGAUCUUCGGUGCAGAACAAAACUCCUGUAUGUUCAGGCUCAGUCACUGACAAGCCCUCCGGGCAAGGAAAUUCGGGAAGGAAAGUCUCUUUUCGUUUCUUUUUAACCCUCAAUUCAGAGGACGGAUCUAAGCCAACGCCCACAAUGGAGACACAGCCAGUGUUUGACGGAGAUGAAAUCACCGCCCCUACCCUGUGGAUCAAGCACCUGGUCAUCAAAGACUCCAAACUGAAUAACACCAACAUAAGGAAUUCAGAGAAAGUCCAGUCCUGCGACCAGGAGAGGCAGAGCGCCCUGGAAGAGGCCAAGCACAGCCCCCGCGAGGGGAUCGUCAUCCCAGAGUGUGCUCCCGGCGGCCUGUACAAGCCCGUGCAGUGUCACCAGUCCACUGGCUACUGCUGGUGCGUGCUGGUGGACACAGGGCGCCCGCUGCCCGGAACCUCCACCCGGUACGAGACACCCGUGUGUGAGAGUGAUGCCAGGUCCAGAAGCACGGAGGUGGAUGAUGCUUUCAAGGACAGAGAGCUGCCAGGCUGCCCAGAAGGGAAGAAAGUGGAGUUUAUCACCAGUUUACUGGAUGCCCUGACCACAGAUAUGGUUCAAGCCAUUAACUCAGCAGCUCCUGCCGGAGGGGGCAGGUUCUCUGAGCCCGACCCAAGCCACACCCUGGAGGAGCGGGUGGUGCAUUGGUACUUCAGUCAGUUGGACAACAACAGCAGCAACGACAUCAACAAGCGGGAGAUGAAGUCUUUCAAGCGUUACGUGAAGAAGAAAGCCAAGCCAAAGAAGUGCGCCCGGCGCUUCGCCGACUACUGUGACCUCAACAAAGACAAGUCCAUCUCCCUGCAGGAGCUCAAGGGCUGCCUGGGGGUCAGCAAGGAAGGAGGGAGCAGUGCUGGCAGCUUUCCCCAUGGAAAAAGACAAGGCGUGAAUCCGUUCAUAGGACGUCUCGUCUAAGGUCCCGAACCAGAUGGGCUGGCGGGAGUGGACCGGAGAGAGGCAGGACCAGCAGACCCCGGCCCCCUUGCCCGUCGCCACUGCUGCCUCGGACCCCCCACCCCCACCCCCGCACCCCAGCCCCACCCCCUGGAGCUGUGUCAUGCUCCUCGCACCCUUUGAAGUUUGCACUUUGUAACCGUUGUCUUUUUGUUUGUUCUUUAACGCCAUUAUCUAAUCCUGCUGAGGGAAGAGAGAAGGAAACAGAGCCAGACUCCCUCUUGGAUCAGCUACUGAUGACUUAGGAUUUUGGGGUCUUUGGGACUCCAGAGAAGAAAGAUUUAUAUACUGUAUAUAAAUAUAUAUGGAAAUUGUACAGUUCUUUUGUACAGGCAAUGGAGUUGCUGUUUUCCCCACCUGCCCAAGGCUCUCAGCUAGCAAGGCCGGGUCCAGCUCCCUCCGUAGGCCCUGCCGGCCCCCGGGGGCUGCUGGGCUCGGGCCCCCCACCUUCCUGGAGGAUCCACGGUCCCUGGAGCCCCAAGCCCCACAGCCACUGCGCCCUGCAGCUGGGAGUCUGCUGUGGCAGGGGGCCAUCUCCAGAGGGGAGUGGAAGCAGGGAGGAGGAGAGCAAGUUGGGGUCUACCCAACGAGGAGGCUCCCCAGCACCAGCCAAAGUUCCCAGGCCUGAGAUCCCGACAAGGAGUCCCCCAAGAGUUGAGCCUCCAUCGUUUCUUAAUUAAAAGUUGGGGCUUAGCCAGCUGAGGAGGCGGUCACAGGGUCGGAGGAGCUUAACCCUUCAUUCUCUGACAGGGCCAGGGACAUGGGGGGCUGAGAGAUUGAUUAUGUGCCCAGUUCCAAGGGAAGCCGCCUGAAUAUCCAAACUGGGGCAAUAGUGCAGGGCUGUUAGCUGGGGUCCACCCCGGGCCUGAGACUGGCUUUGAACUUCUGGGUCACUGACCUCCACGGUCACCCACGCCCCCUGCUAAGUGACUUCCAGAGCAAAGUUCCCCUUGCCUCUCCUUCGCCCUCCCCACCUACCUCUCCCCUCCCACCGCCCCUGACCAACACUCAAGCAAGAGAGAGGAAAGGCUGUUCCCGCCAAGAUGCCAUUCCCUCUCCUGGCCGCAAAUCGCCUCCAGCUCGUAGCAUCAGGUUUUCUAUAUUUGGUAUCUGUUAUACUAUACAAGUACAAUAUAUGCAGAGAACACAGUCCCUGUCUCACACAGGAUUCUCAGUCUUCGUGGGAAGGAGGACAGGUAUCUUAUCCCUAUUCUGCAGAUGAGGAAGAUGAGGCAGAGACAAGGCAAGUGCCUCACCCAAGGCCACCCGUCCAUGAAGUGGCAGGGCCAGGAUUAGAGUUUGGGUCCCGUGCCUUCCAGGCCUAGGAUCUUUCCACAAGGUCACGCUGCUGCCAGCUGGGAAGGAGGUAGCGCCAGGGAUGAGGGAAGAUCCGUAAGGCUGGAGAGGAGGGGUGUAGUUGAGUGUGCUUGGCCAAGCAGUCCCCAACGUCAGUGCCUGCAGCCUAAUGACGAGAUGGCAGAUGGUCAGUCUGAGCCCCACUGUGCUGCGGGGAAACAGGAGCCACCCGAUUCUGCUCACCCUUGGGGGAGGCUGGCUUACAGCGGGGUCAAGAUCUUUCUUGAGACUGGACCUAAUGGCGGGAGCAGGGAGAAGGUGGAGGACUCCGGGGCCAUAACCAGGAGGGGCGGGGACAGGACUUCUGGGCAACUCCGUUAGCUUAGUCUGAGCGUGAGACUGGAGGCCUGUCUAUGGUCACAUUACCCUGGGCGGUCCGGGGUCAGACAGACAGACAGACAACCCUGUUGGGAGAGAAGUUGGGGUUGAGCUGGGGCAGGAUCUGGCAGAAGCAGCUCUGCCCUGGGCUGCUGAGGGAAGGACGUGCAGGGUGGCAGAGCCUCUGCUGCAGCUCCGGGACUCUCAUGCCACUGGGCCAGCAAACUCCAGGAACAACUUGGAGUUCCUUGCUGCCUCCACCCAGGGGUCUGCCUCCUGACAGGAAGAACCCAUUACAGUCUCCCGACUCCUUGCCCCCUUGCAGCCAGAAGCCCAAGUGGCCUCCACUGAAGAGGUCCAGAGGGCCUGGUGUGUGGCCGGCUCCCUCCAGGACUGAGACCCAAGGGCCCAGGGAUGAGCCUUCAAUUCCCACCUGGCCAAGGGAGGGGGCCAUGGAACCGGGCAGGAAAAGGAGCUCCUGGCAUACAGAUGGAAUGGAUCCCAGUGUGACUGGGACGGGCCCAGCUUCAGGCCUGUCUGCCUAGGGAAGUCGGCAACCCGGGGUCCUGGGCUGUUUUCUGGGUUGUGACUCGUCCGUGAGGUGUCUGAACGUCCCGAGGAGAAAUAGCCCUUAUCAGAAACUUCUGCCCAGUGCAGUGUAGCCAGCAAGGUCGAGGUCCAGCUGGAGGGCAGAGCAGGCCCCAGCUCGGGCCCAGGGCAUGGGGGUAGGGAGCCACCAGAAAGCAGCUUAUUCCUCUGUUAGUUGAGGAGAGGCCAGAACGGAGCCAGCCCUUCCGUGCCCACCUCCCAACCCCCGCCCCUUCCCGUGAUCCAAGCAUCUGGGUUGUUGUGAGAAGCGGGUGUUUUUGUUUUUUAAUAAAAUUAGAUAACCCUCA
Ornithorhynchus anatinus (platypus) is the source of this 4407-nucleotide messenger RNA. RefSeq names its product SPARC related modular calcium binding 1 (gene SMOC1). The coding region runs from base 401 to 1798 and encodes 465 amino acids. Gene Ontology annotation, molecular function: protein binding; calcium ion binding; extracellular matrix binding. NCBI's taxonomy places the organism in Eukaryota, Metazoa, Chordata, Mammalia, Monotremata, Ornithorhynchidae. The record is from RefSeq and is a predicted model, not a curated record. Gene Ontology annotation, biological process: extracellular matrix organization. The transcript is spliced from 13 exons. Gene Ontology annotation, cellular component: basement membrane.